CAUACCAAACCGCACCGGCAGAUUUGGUCCCAAAGUUCAAUUUCGUUAUCCUUCGUCUUCCUUUCACCGGAGGUACUCUCAUCAAUGGCGUCCCACCAGCUUCUCUCUGUUCCUCAUUUCUCCCUCCUCCCUAAAGUCUCACCCUUUCAUCCUCCCUUCUUAUCAACACCACGAAAACUCUCUCUCUUUCACUCUACUACUUGUUCUCCUCUCCAAUCCUCCCCCAAUUCUCGGAUUACUAACCUCCAAGCCGUCACCAACACUUGCUCCGAAACCGAAAGCAACGCUCCCACUGAAACAACUGCUUUAACUCUACGAAACAUCUGCCAAGGCUUUGUCCCCGAACACAUUUUACACAGAAUGGAGGAGAUUGGGUUUGUGUUUCCCACGGAUAUUCAAAGAGAAGCUCUUCCUACUCUGUUCACUGGCCGUGAUUGCAUCCUCCAUGCCCAAACAGGCUCAGGCAAGACAUUGACUUACCUGUUACUCAUACUCUCUCUUAUAAACCCUCAACGAUCUUCUGUGCAAGCUGUGGUUGUUGUUCCCACUCGGGAGCUCGGUAUGCAAGUUACAAAGGUUGCUCGAAUGUUGGCUGCAAAAUCAACCGAUGCUGAGGUGAAAGGAUGUACAGUUAUGGCUCUCUUAGAUGGAGGGAUGCUAAGAAGGCACAAAAGCUGGCUUAAGGCUGAGCCGCCAGCAAUUGUGGUCGCUACGGUUGCAAGUUUAUGCCACAUGCUUGAAAAGCACAUACUUAGACUUGACUCGGUGAAAGUUCUUGUUGUUGAUGAGGUUGAUUUCUUAUUCUACUCAUCUAAACAAGCCGGUCCUGUGAGGAAGCUUCUGACUUCAUUUUCCUCAUGCGAUAAACGUCAGACGGUUUUCGCCAGUGCUUCCAUUCCCCAGCAUAAACAUUUUGUGCAUGACUGUAUGCAACAAAAAUGGACAAAGAGGGAUGUUGUUCAUAUUCAUGUUAGCGCUAUCACGCCCAUGCCUUUGUGCCUUCUUCACAAAUUUGUAGUGUGUGGGAAGAAAAACAAGCAUCAAGUACUGCUCGCCUUGUUAGAGUCUGAUGCACCUGAAUCAGCUAUUAUUUUCGUCGGAGAGCAGUCUGAGAAGUCAAAGAAAGCUGGAAACGAUCCUUCCACAACUCUACUUAUAGAAUUCCUCAAAACUUCAUAUGAUGGCUCUCUGGAGAUCCUCUUACUAGAGGAAGACAUGAAUUUCAAUUCACGAGCAGCUUCAUUAACAGAGAUCCGGCAAGGAGGAGGGUUUCUUCUUGUUUCUACUGAUAUUGCAGCAAGAGGGAUUGAUCUACCGGAAACAACUCACAUCUUCAACUUUGAUCUCCCGCAAACAGCUACAGAUUAUCUUCACAGAGCUGGAAGAGCUGGUCGAAAACCUUUUUCGGAUAGGAAGUGCAUUGUUACCAACCUGAUCACCUCUGAGGAAAGAUUUGUCUUACAAAGAUUCGAAAAUGAACUAAUGUUCAGCUGCGAGGAACUGAUGUUUUAGGUACACUAUUGAAUUUUUAUGUACAUAAACUUCACAUAUUUGUCUUAAUGCAACUUGAUUAGUUACAUGGAAUGAUUAUAUGAGAAGUGUCUUCAUUAUCAAAUAAAUUGCUUUUAUUAAUAUA
Messenger RNA from Brassica napus (rape), 1636 nucleotides. RefSeq names its product DEAD-box ATP-dependent RNA helicase 58, chloroplastic. The coding region runs from base 85 to 1512 and encodes 475 amino acids. The transcript has 9 exons. NCBI's taxonomy places the organism in Eukaryota, Viridiplantae, Streptophyta, Magnoliopsida, Brassicales, Brassicaceae. Gene Ontology annotation, molecular function: ATP binding; RNA helicase activity; RNA binding. The record is from RefSeq and is a predicted model, not a curated record.